CUUGGCCUCAAAAGGAAAUGUAAAACUGAUGGUGACUGCCUCCAAUUACACCUACACAACCCCGCCCACCUUUGCUCCACACAUUUAUUGGCACAUCCCCAUGGCCAUGAAGAUCCCCCACACUUACCCUCCCAUUUCCCACACCCACUGCCUCUACCGGGGGCACAGGCUGUGGUGGGCCUUCCUCCUCUCCUCCCUCUCUGUCUUCCUGGCGGGGCUGCUGGCCCUGCUGCUCUGGAAGGUUGCUCACAGAGGGUUCAAUAGCAUUGGGAUUUUCAGACCCCGACGACAGCGCUGGGCACACAGACAGAGCAUUAGUGUGCAGACAGAUUUCAAUCUGAGGAAUGCCUUGAAGGAAUGGGCGUUCUCUGUGAUAUCGGCUCAACAUCUGCCUGGCAAAGUCCUAAUGGUGCUGAUCUUCUGUUUCAACAUUGGCUCCAUCGUGACCUAUAUCACCCUCUCUACUGACCCAGUAGAGUCCUGCAUGAAAGAAUACAGCAUAGCUUUCCUCAUUGAUUUGAGCUUCAACAUCUGCCACCUUCUGUAUUUUGGGCUCAGGUUUUUGGCGGCCCAGGAUAAGCUGAUGGUUUGGGUUGACUUGAGAUCCCUGGUGGAUUUUUUCACCAUUGCUCCUUCCUUUGUUACCCUGUUUUCCCGUCGAUCCUGGCUGGGUCUGAGGUUCAUCAGAGCUCUGCACAUACUGGAGUUACCAGUCGUUCUGCAGAUUCUCAACGUCUUCAACAGCAACAGCACCACUCUGAAACUCUCCCGCCUGGUUGCCAUCCUAACAGGCACACUGCUGACCUCAGCUGGUUUCAUCCACCUGCUGGAGAACUCAGGUGACCCCUGGCUGGACUUCUCCAACCCCCAACCUCUCCACUACUUUGAGUGUGUAUACUUCCUGGUUGUUACCAUGUCAACGGUGGGCUAUGGUGACGUGGAGUUGAGGACGACCCUGGGACGCCUCUUCGUCAUCAUCUUCAUCUUUAUUGGACUGGGUCUGUUUGCCAACUUUGUCCCAGAGGUGGUUCAGAUCAUCAUCAACAGGAAGAGGUUUGAUGGAAGCUUCACGGGUGUCUCAGGCAAGACCCAUGUGGUGGUGUGUGGUCACAUCACUCUGAGCAGCGCCUCUGCCUUCAUGAAAGAUUUUCUACACGAGGACAGGGGAGAGGUCGACGUCAAGGUGCUCUUCCUGGGAAACUUCCGUCCUAACCAGGAGCUGGAGGCUUUCUUCCUGAGGUGGUUCCUGAAGGUCACCUUCUACCAGGGCUCAGUGAUGCAGAGGAGAGACAUGGAGAGAGUUAAGAUGCAUAAAGCAGGAGCUUGCCUGAUCAUCUGUGACAGGUUCACCUCAGACCAGCAUAAGGAGGAUGCUGCCAAUCUCAUGAGGGUGAUCUCCAUCAAACAGUAUUGUCCCAACACCAGGAUUAUAGUUCAGAUGUUGAAGCACAACAGUAAGGCGUUCCUGCAGAACGUGCCUAACUGGGACUGGAGUCGAGGUGAUGCAGUAAUCUGCCUGGCAGAGCUCAAACUGGGUUUCAUGUCUCAGAGCUGCCUGGUGCCUGGCCUCUCCACGCUGUUGACCAACCUGUUCACCAUGCAGAGUGAGAUCGAGCAGGACGGAGACACCUGGCAGAACCUGUACAGAGAGGGCCUCUACAAUGAGAUCUACACAGAGCACCUGUCCCCCUCCUUCAUAGGGAUGUCCUUCGCUCAGGCCAGCAAGUCAGUUUGUCAGUCUGCUACAGAGAGACAUAUCAGUGUUCUAUUACUACAAACAAACAUGAUCUCUCUCUCUCUGUCUGCCUGCCUGUGUGCAUGUCUGCCUGCCUGUCUGCCUGUGUGCCUGCCUGUCUGCUUGUGUGCCUGUCUGUGUGUCAGGCUAUGUUUCCUGAAGCUGAGGUUGCUGUUGAUUGGGAUUGAGUAUCAGAGCGGAGACCAAGAUUUCAAUGUGUUGGUGAAUCCUCCCAGUCACAUCAAAAUAAAGCUGUGGACUCUGGGUUUCCUCAUAGCCAGCAAUGCCAGUGAUGCCAGAAGGGCGAGUAUGUACUGCUCUGUGUGUCACAGAGACAUCAAGGAUUUGCCCAGGAUGAGACCCUGCAAGUGCACUGAGCAGAAAGAUGUCUCAUCUAACACCUCCGCCAUGAGUCUAGGCUUCAGACGUCCAUCACUGGGAGUUCUGCCCUUCAGCCCAGAGGGAGAGACUCUUCGAGAAAGGGAGUGUGUGUGGGAGCAGCAGCAGCAGGAGGAGCAGCAGGAGGUGGGGCUGGACUCUACAGGACUGUUCCACUGGUGCCCACCUGUUCCCCUGAAGGACAUCUCACUGACCAGACAGAGUGCCAGUACCCUGGCACUGCAGGACCACGUGGUGGUGUGUGUCUUUGGGGACGGGGGCUCCAGCCUGCUGGGCCUGGGGGACUUCAUGAUGCCGCUGAGGGCCAGCAGCCUGACGGCCCCAGAGCUGAGGACGGUCGUCUUCCUGGGAGACCCACACUACUUCAGCAGGGAGUGGCCCAACAUACAAUACUUUCCCCACAUCUAUUUCCUGCCUGGCUCUCCUCUGUGUGGGGCAGACCUGCGUGCGUUGAGUGUGGAGCGCUGUGCCAUGGUGGUGGUCCUCAGCUCUCUGUCCAGCUCCAGCGACAUUGAGCCCUCCAUGCAGGAUAAGGAGACCAUCCACUUCUGUGUCAACCUCUACCACAUCCGCUUCAGCCCCGAACCAGGCCCACACUGCACCCUCAGUCACACUCAAAGUCACGGCCACGGACAGGGGCUGGAGCUUGGUCAUGGGUUUGGUGGUCAUAACCAUGGUCCGGGCCACGACACACUAGACUUUUCCCACAUCCCUACGAUACCCGAGAAGGCUGAGGUCACCCCUGCUCACAGCGCCGGCACCACUGUCCCUCUGCUGGUAGAGCUGGUGAACAGCUCUAACGUGUGCUUUGUGAACGAGGCGGACAGCCAAGAGGACUCCUCCAGCCUGACCCUGAGCCAGGCCUUCUCUGUAGGCUCCGUCUUCUCUGUCGACCUACUGGACUCUCUCAUGGCAGCCACGUACUUCAACGCCAACGUGCCUGGUCUGAUCUGUACGCUGGUGACGGGUGGCGACACCCCCUUACUGGAGGCCCAGCUGGCAGAGGACAACCAGCUGCGGGGAGGGGAGAUGUCCGUGAAGAUGUGGGCGCUGCGCCAACGCUCCAAACUGGCACAGCUGGCACUGCAGGAUGAGCCUCUCUGUAGCCUCGCUUGUGAGGACUUCAAGGAGUUGUUCUGCCAGGCUCUGGACUCGUUGGAGAUCCUGUGUUUUGGGCUGUAUCGCCUGCUGGACCCACCUAACCCCUCCAUGAAAAGGUUUGUAAUCACCAACCCGUCAGCAGAGCUCCCGUUGUUGCCUUCAGACAGAGUCUUCUGCUCUGUACCCUUCCACCAGAGUCACCUGCUCACCCUGAGGAGAGCCAAGACCAUCAGUCACCGCCUAUGAACCUCCCCUACACCCCCGCCCUCUGCUUGGACACCACAAGAUGAAUGACUCCAAACGGAACACUAUCAAUUUGAUUUACGUAAAUCUCUUUAGAAAGUCUUUAUACAUCUUUGAAUGGAAAUUCUUCUUUUUGCUGACACAGUACCCAACCACAGCAAAGCACGACACACUGGGAGGGCCUUGCUCAAGGGCACAAUGGUGGUAGUUUAGGAGAGAGAUGAUUUACAACCUGUGUUGUGAGUGUUUCUUCUAUACUGUACUGGUUAUGAAUAUCAAUGCCGUACAGUAGGAGACAUGACAGUGUUUGACAUUGGCUAUUAUUGUUUGCAUAGGGUUAGAGACAUGUUUUUAUAAUGUAGCUUUAGGUUGACAUGUAUGGUUUAUUAUUCCUAUACCGUUAUUUUUAAUAAAAAAUGUAUUUUUUUUCCUUUA
Messenger RNA from Oncorhynchus gorbuscha (pink salmon), 3913 nucleotides. Its product is annotated as calcium-activated potassium channel subunit alpha-1-like. Gene Ontology annotation, cellular component: postsynaptic membrane. Gene Ontology annotation, biological process: potassium ion transport. NCBI's taxonomy places the organism in Eukaryota, Metazoa, Chordata, Actinopteri, Salmoniformes, Salmonidae. The transcript has 26 exons. Gene Ontology annotation, molecular function: large conductance calcium-activated potassium channel activity. The record is from RefSeq and is a predicted model, not a curated record. The coding region runs from base 29 to 3481 and encodes 1150 amino acids.